CCCUGGCGUCAAAUGAGAAUGUCAAGGGUCAAUAUAUUUAGUCAUGCAAAGCAGGCGGCGUUUUGCUAUAUCAGCUUCUUGAAAUAUUUUUUUCUUCAUAAAUUCAUCCACGAAAUGGUCGGCCUUCAUUCGUCGUAAUACGAGUCCGCUAACCUCCUAUUACAUGGCUGUGUUGGUCACGAGCAUUGUUCCCCUAAACAAUGUUAUUCUGCCCAAUUGCCGACCGCGGUAUCGCCUGGCACUGCCGUCGCCCGCGUACGGGGACACGAUCAUGUAGCUGCUUCGUACAAGCUUGCCCGGAUGCGACGCCAAUGUACACCACAGUACAGGAUACAAAGGGAAUCGUAUACAAUCACACUGCGCGACCACCUGCGUAUAACCGGCAGCACUAUCCUUGUCUUGUACCUGUGUCCUCGACCUUCUCACGUAUCGUGGUCCCUCGUCACUCGCGCAAGGAUCCGUUGUAGUCGUUCCGUGUAUAUGACGCACGGUAAAAGGGGGCGUAGGUAUAAGAGCAUUUAUUUCAGCAGCGACGUGAAAACAAAAACAAAAAAAACAUAGUAAACUAAAUUACUGCGGACCACCCCUAAGCUGAAAGAUGCGCUACGAGGGGAGAGUGUCUGCGUCGCUCUCCCCUCCACCGUCGGCCGCCAUUAAAUACACGGAACGCGCGGCGGUUACGCGGCGCACGGCCAACAGCGACAAGUCAAGGCCGAGCUGCCCUGCGUGGGUUCCUUGGGUUCACGACCACCAGUAGACCCGCACCCGCACUUCAUUUUCCCGCGGGAUCUCGCCCAAAAGAGGUAGAAACCUUCGCUGCGCACACACCGCCCGAGCGAAAGUUCGGGGCACACCCGCUGGGCUUCGCGUUACGCCCUUUGCAAGUACAGAAAGAGAACCCCGGGAGCUGAGCGCCCCUCUGGCUGCCACAGAACUUUGCGUCGCCGCUGGCUGCACAGUGCGCGCCAUGAUUCCAGUGGUGUUUGCAGCGCUACUACUCCCAUUUACUCUGGAAGGCUCGGGGGCUACUGUAAUCUUUCCGCAAGUGGUCCCCCAAGUGUUCCCGCAUGUGCCUCCUGUGCUAGUUCACCAACUGGUCAGGACGAACGUGGUUCCCGCCGUCAGCGUCAAUGACACCACCUUCGGGCUGCAACCUCCUUUGCCUAAUAACGGGCAACCACCGCCAGUGGAUCCCGCUCCGCCCGCUCCCGACGAAGCCGGCAACUGCACGUCCGAAGCCGACGAUAAGAAGUCGGCACCGCCUGCCGUCCCAGGACCGUUCGUUCCCCUCCGACUGCCAUUGGUGCCCGUAGGCCCCGUCGUGAGAACUGUGCCCUACGUUCCCGGCUAUGGGUUCGGCUACGUGCCCUGUUUCAACUGCCCUCGCUUUGCCUUGGGCAACGGCUUCUUGCCCUAUGGCUUUGUUGGGUGAGGAAACUACAGCUACCAUAUGGGGGAGCUAUCCUCGUCUGGUAUUUAUUGCAAUAAAAACAUGUUACUGAAGUGAAAUAAAGAAAAAAAGUUGCGCGAGAUAGAAUUUGCGACUAACUAAGGAUACGUUGGGGGCCUAAUUGCUUGACAACUGAUGUUGUAGAAGCAGGGGAUACUCACACAGCCGGCCAAUGACGCAAAAUGACAAACACAGCGCUUGUGGCUGUCAGCUUCUGGGAUUGUGUGAGCGUUCAGGAAAGCACAACGUAUGCAAUAGAGAUGUAAAGAAUUCGCAAAGGAUACAGACUCGACGGCACAGAAGCAUACACCGCAAACACUAAUAUGUUGCUCGUCGCAGCAAGCGGACUCAUGUCUAAUUAUCAACGCUCGUUGUGACCUGAAGCCUACAAUAAACACUCUCAGCGAACUCCAUCAUCAAAAAACAAAAACGAUUCUAUCAUUGCGGCCUCCGUUGGUGACAGAAUCCAAAACUGGCACACUGCGUUUU
Messenger RNA from Dermacentor andersoni, 1939 nucleotides. RefSeq lists its product as uncharacterized. The record is from RefSeq and is a predicted model, not a curated record. NCBI's taxonomy places the organism in Eukaryota, Metazoa, Arthropoda, Arachnida, Ixodida, Ixodidae.